This is a messenger RNA of Paramecium octaurelia, 1010 nucleotides long. Lineage: Eukaryota; Ciliophora; Oligohymenophorea; Peniculida; Parameciidae. The record is from the annotation of a GenBank genome assembly.
CAAUGACUCAAUUAUGUAUAAAUUUCAAUUAUAUAGAACUUAGUGGUUUCUCAUUCUUUUCACCUAGAAAUAUAAGAGAUAAUUAAAAUCUCAUUCUUAAAACAUCUACAACAACUCAUAGUAAAUAAAGGAAGGUCAUCUUUCCAAAAAAGAAGAAACAAAAAAGUAAGUCACUUCCACCUUCUUGUCGAAUCCCAUAAAUGGAAGACGAUCAUUAUUCUACCACCUUGACAUUGACUGAAAGGUUAAAGAAACGGUAUUUCUAACCUCUAAAAAAUGCUGUUGCUAAAAUCACUGAGAUUAGACAACAACAACAGUCUAGAAGGAAAUCAACUUAUGGAUUAAUGUUUGGACAAUUGACAUCAAAAGAAAUGUUAAAUCUCCCAACAGUAAUCGAAUAACAUAAGCAAGUCAAUAAAUAAGAACUGGCAUUAGCAAGCUUCGCAAUAAUGUUAGAAAGAAAGUAAAGAAAGAAAACAACUAGAAAGCUAUCUAAAAAGCUAUCAAAACAAGAAUCUCUUAUUGGUAUUAUAUAAUUACUAUUAUUCAAAGAAUAUGAUAAUAUGGAAAGACCUCCUUCUUGUAAAACACCCCCAAAAUUAAUCUUGAUAUCAAAACCAAAAGUCAAAUCUAAGCUAUAGUUAGAGAAAGAACGCUAUUUUAAAGGAUUAGAUCUUAAGAUGUGCCAUUUCUUAUCAAGUAAACUCUAACAAAAUGUCUUACCGCAAGAAAAAAAUAUAGUCAAAUCCCACUUUCAAACCAAAUCUUGUGUAUCCCUUUAAAAUCUCUAAAUAUGUUCUUUUAUUUCAUCUCCUAAGCUAAAACCUGCUGUAAAAUAAAAUACUGAAAUAAAUUUGGUUCUUUAAAAACAAAAAAGUAAAUCCACUCUCAAAACUGAAAGACCCUAUAUUAAACAUAAUACUUAACUGUUGAAAAAGAUUUAGUAGACAUUUGAAACCAAAAACACUACAUGGUCAAGACAAAAUUCACUUGAAUAAAAAUAAUACUGA